Colletotrichum phormii is the source of this 495-nucleotide messenger RNA. RefSeq lists its product as uncharacterized. The transcript has a single exon. Lineage: Eukaryota; Fungi; Ascomycota; Sordariomycetes; Glomerellales; Glomerellaceae. The record is from RefSeq and is a predicted model, not a curated record. The coding region runs from base 1 to 495 and encodes 164 amino acids.
AUGAACACUCCACCACCCAAGAAGAGCAGGAUCAUCCGCCCUUUAACGAGGGAACAGUCAAUACACGAAACAGCAAUCUUCCUUGCGGGCACAACAAGCAAGAGAGACUGGCGCAAGGGUCUCGCCGACUCACUGUCCCAUCUGCCGGUGGUCAUAUUCGACCCCUUCCGACCGGACUGGGACAGCACCUGGAAGGAAGACAUCUCGGACGAGAGGUUCAACAGUCAAGUCAAGUGGGAGCUGGACAUGCAGGAGAGGGCCGACAUCAUUGUGGUCUAUUUUGAACCAGAGACAGAAGGCCACAUUAGCUUGCUCGAGUUGGGCCUCUGUGCUCACUCGGGGAGCAAGGUCAUCGUCGCUUGUUCUGAAGGAUACAAGAAGAGGGGCAAUGUUCAAGUCGUCUGUUCGAGAUACGAGAUUCUGCUUGUUGAAAGCUACGAGGCUCUGUGUAAAGAGCUUAUACAAGGACUGGCGCGAAUCGGUGUGAAGGCUUGA